Messenger RNA from Debaryomyces hansenii CBS767, 351 nucleotides. Its product is annotated as U2 snRNP complex subunit. The transcript has a single exon. NCBI's taxonomy places the organism in Eukaryota, Fungi, Ascomycota, Pichiomycetes, Serinales, Debaryomycetaceae. Bases 1 to 351 code for a protein of 116 amino acids. The record is from RefSeq and is a predicted model, not a curated record. Gene Ontology annotation, molecular function: RNA binding.
AUGUCGAGGGAGAUUUCUAAGAAACGGACAAUUGAUGGGGAAGUUAAGACACCAGAUGCUGUAUCGUAUACGUUGUAUGUGAACAACCUCAAUGAUAAAAUCCAGCUGGCGACGUUGAAACAUAAUCUCUACGUAUAUUUUUCUACUUACGGAGAUAUCAUAGACAUAGUUAUGAAGGCGCAAGGGAAAAUGAGAGGACAGGCUCAUAUAAUUUUUGCCAAUGUUAUGCAUGCUACUAAUGCGAUGAAAUCAUUGCAAGGGAAGCCAUUUUUUGAAAAAGAUCUACACAUUGAGUACUCUUUGAAAAAGUCGAAAAUAAUAUCUAAUUUGGAAAAUGAUCAAGAGGACUAA